GCAGCAUGCCGCUGGUGAAGAGGAACAUCGAGCCCCGGCACCUGUGCCGGGGCGCCCUGCCCGAGGGGGUGACGAGUGAGCUGGAAUGUGUCACCAACAGCACGCUGGCUGCCAUCAUCAAGCAGCUGGGCAGCCUCAGCCGGCACGCUGAGGACAUCUUUGGAGAGCUGUUCAACGAGGCCAACAGCUUCUACAUGAGGAUGAACUCGCUGCAGGAGAGGGUGGACCUGCUGGUCAUCAAGGUGACGCAGCUGGACUCUACCGUGGAGGAAGUUUCGCUGCAGGACAUCAACAUGCGGAAGGCCUUCAAGAGCUCCACAGUGCAGAACCAACAGGUUGUGUCCCGCAACUCCAUCCCCAACCCUGUGAUGGAGAUGUACCAGCGCUGUGACAAGCCCCCACCGCUCAACAUCCUCACGCCAUACAGGGAUGACAAGAAAGAUGGCCUCAAAUUCUACACCGAUCCCUCCUAUUUCUUCAACCUGUGGAAGGAGAAGAUGCUGCAGGCAACUGAGGACAAGAGGAAGGAGAAACGCAGGCAGAAGGAGCAGCGGCUGGUGGAGGACUCCACUCGGGAGGUGAAGAAAGUGCGGAAAGCCCGCAACCGGCGCCUGGAGUGGAACAUGAUGGCAUACGAUAAAGAGUUCCGACCCGAUAACAGGUUCUCACCAUCCCCAUAUCACAUGGCAUCAUCGGAAGGAUCACUGUCCCCAGAUAAUAGAUCCUACACCUCGGAUGCUGCUGAGCACUCUUACCCGGCAAGCCCCAACCACCCGGGACAGCUGCUGGCCCCCACAGCCCACCUGCCUGCAGAGCACAAGGACGGGGUGCUGCCGGCCGUCCCCCCUCCAGAACAUGGCUACCGACCACCAGCGGGCAGCCGGCAGAACAGCCUCAACCGCGCCCAACAGCCCCAUGUGCCACAGCCCCCCGAGGCUGUGCUGAACGGGCCCAGACCUCACUUGGUCAAGGAUUUCGGACCGCAGCCGGUACCGAUGACGGAGUACUUUGUGCCGCCGGCCCCGCCGCCCCCGCCGCCUGUCAUCCCCUCUGCGCAGACUGCCUUCGACAGCCCCAUGGCAGCCCCCACAGCACUGCCCCCUGGCACGGCCGCUCCCGCCGCCCACCCCUCUUACGCGCCCUCGCCGCCCCCCGCACCGCCCGGCCCCUACUCCGCUUCCCCGCCGCAGGCUGCCCCCAUGGGCCCACCCGUGGCCCCACCACCACCGCCACCGGGGCCCCCGGCCCUCACCACCUCGCCAGCACACUCGGCCUCACCGCCGGCCCCCGCUGCCGAGUCCCGGAAGCCGCCGAUCCCACUGAUGCCCAUGAGCGAUGCCCGGAGCGACCUACUUGCGGCCAUCCGCAGGGGCAUUCAACUGCGGAAAGUCCAGGAGCAGUGGGAGCAAGAGGCCAAGAAAGAGCCCGUGGGCAAUGAUGUGGCGACCAUCCUGUCCCGCCGGAUCGCGGUGGAGUACAGCGAGUCAGACGACGACUCUGAGCUGGAUGAUAAUGAGUGGUCAGACUGAGGGGCCGUGCCGGGGCUCCCCUGCACCAGGUGCGUACGGCGCUUCCCCCAAACCUGGAUGCUGACAACUGCGAUCAGCCCCACUAAUUCAGGAGCUUUGCUUUCA
Molecule: messenger RNA, 1634 nt
Organism: Numida meleagris (helmeted guineafowl)
Lineage: Eukaryota; Metazoa; Chordata; Aves; Galliformes; Numididae
Product: wiskott-Aldrich syndrome protein family member 3-like
Exons: 8
Coding region: 6-1529 (507 amino acids)
Biological process (GO): positive regulation of Arp2/3 complex-mediated actin nucleation; actin cytoskeleton organization
Cellular component (GO): cytoskeleton
Molecular function (GO): Arp2/3 complex binding; actin binding; protein kinase A regulatory subunit binding
Source: RefSeq, a predicted model, not a curated record